Condylostylus longicornis is the source of this 1434-nucleotide messenger RNA. Its product is annotated as dehydrogenase/reductase SDR family member 7. NCBI's taxonomy places the organism in Eukaryota, Metazoa, Arthropoda, Insecta, Diptera, Dolichopodidae. Bases 346 to 1314 code for a protein of 322 amino acids. The transcript is spliced from 5 exons. The record is from RefSeq and is a predicted model, not a curated record.
UUGCACUAAAAGCAAAAACAAAAGAAAAACAUUAGAUGAUAAUAAAACGAAAUCGCAACUUGCAGCAAUAAACAAAAGUACAUACGGUACAUUGGAUACGUAUUUUGGAAUAUGAUCCCUCUAAAACAAGUUGGAUAUAAAUACUUUUUUUUUAACCAGUUCUAAUAAGUUUUUAUACAAAUAUUUACAUAUUUGCGUAUUUUAAAAAGCUCUAUAUAUAAAUAGUGUUAGCGAAAAAUUAAUUGAAAAAGCAACUGAAAAAUUUUCUUAUCUUGUCGAAAAGAUAAUAGAUCUACAAUAUUUGAAUAUUUGUCUAGUAUUGUGUAGAUUAGCGCAUAGGUCACUAUGAAUAUUUUGGAGUUAAUUGGGAUAGUGGUUUUACUUUAUUACAUAAUAAACUUGAUGUUAUGGAUAGUACUUGAUUCAGACAUAGAGUUGGCUGUAAAAGAAAAAUUUGGUCAACCUCUCUCAUCCCUUCGAGGUAAGGUCGUGUGGAUUACUGGGGCUUCUAGUGGAAUCGGCAAAUAUUUGGCUCUAGAUUUGGCAAAAUAUGGAGUUCGUUUGGUUAUAUCUGCCCGACGUGAAAAUGAAUUAAUAAAAGUGAAAGAAGAAUGUUUAGAUAACUGUCAUGGCCUUUUAGCUAGAGAUGAUAUUUUAAUUUUAAAAAUGGAUAUGCUGGAUAUAGAUAAGCACGAAGAUCAUUUUAAAAAUGUGAUUGACCAUUUUGGGAAAUUAGAUAUAUUGGUUAAUAACGCUGGAAGAUCACAACGUGCCGAAUGGGAUAAAAUUGAUAUCCAAGUAGAUCGAGAUCUUUUUGAGUUGGAUGUUUUUUCAGUAAUUAAUUUAUCUCGCGUUGUUGUUAGAUAUUUCAAACAGUGUGCUGGUGGUAUAGGACAUAUCGCAAUAACUUCUAGUGGAGCAGGACUUACUGCACUCCCAUUUUCAGCCAGCUAUUGUGGUGCUAAACAUGCGUUACAUGGUUACUUUGCUUCAUUGAAAGUUGAAGAACAAAAAAUUGAUGUUACUGUGUUUUGCCCAGGACCAAUAGCUACAGAUUUCCUUCAAGAAAGUUUUACUGCGGAUCCAAAUAAGAAAUAUGGCGAGCGCAUUGCAAGUGAUGACCGACGAAUGACAGCAGAACGUUGUGGACAUUUAUUUGCCGUUGCCCUUGCAAACAAAACGUAUCAAUCAUGGGUCGGAUUGUUCCCAGUAUCUUUAUUAUUGUAUAUUACUCAAUAUUUUCCAAAUUUGAGAUUAAUGGUAAUGAAAAUAUUAGGCACACGAGGAAUAAAAAAAAUUCGUGAGGGCAAAUAAUAGCUUUUAUGGAUUCAGUUCUUCUUUUGGUGUUUUUCAGCAGUUUUAAACCUUUACUGAAGACAAUAAACUACCAUAUUUUUAAUAAAUUUUUGAAUAAAUAUUUUGUGAUAAAAAGUU